Messenger RNA from Hippoglossus stenolepis (Pacific halibut), 5828 nucleotides. RefSeq lists its product as uncharacterized. NCBI's taxonomy places the organism in Eukaryota, Metazoa, Chordata, Actinopteri, Pleuronectiformes, Pleuronectidae. The record is from RefSeq and is a predicted model, not a curated record. The coding region runs from base 1 to 4209 and encodes 1402 amino acids. The transcript has 26 exons.
AUGACGGGAGAUCCAGCUCUUCAUCUGUGUCCUGCUGGUCAUUACUGUGAUGGUCUGCCUGAGGGACACUUGAGUGGAGGACCCAGGCCAUGUCCUCUGUACACUUAUCAGGCUUCCCCUGGAGCAGGCAGCAAGGGGGACUGCCUGCCGUGCCCUCCUGGUGCACACUGUAACAGCACAGGGCUUACAGACUACUCCAACAGUCCCUGUCCGCCUGGUUACUGGUGCAGUGGGUCUGGCCCCCCCAUCUACUGCCCCGCAGGCACCAAGAGGUCCCUUCCUGGAGCUGCUACGCCCAGACACUGUGAACCCUGUGCAGGGGGAACCUUCUGUCCAGACCCCCGGGAAACAGGGAAGCCCAAUGUGGAGGGAAUCCGUUGCAGGGCGUCCUAUCAAUGUCCCAUAGGUGCAGCCUCAGAGAGGCCGUGCAGAGCUGGCUCAUACUGCGGACCUCAGACUGCUGAGCCCCAAGUUUGUCCUGAAGGUUAUUUUUGCCCUGAGGGAUCCCACUCCUACACAACGCCCAAACAACUCUGUCCUUUCCCUUACUACUGCCCGGCCAACAGCUCCACCAUGAAGUCCUGCGAAGGUGGUUCCAUGCCUGUCACCGCCAGUGGGCUCAGGGGAUCCAAAAGCAGCUGCUGUAGUGUGUGUGAGGGGGGCACGUAUCGUCUUCAUCACUCCCCCGGCCCACAAUGCCUUCCGUGUCCGCCAGGAUACUCUUGCCCGCCAGGUACUGACUAUUUCAAAAGCCACCCUUGCCCUUUUGGGUCUGUCUGUCCCGUGGGAUCCACUGAACCCGUACCCUGCCCCCCUGGUUCCUUUGGUAACCUCACUCGUGCUGGGAAAAUGAGUGACUGUUACUCAUGUCCAGCUGGAACUUUUAACCACCUGCCCGCCCAGAGCGCCUGUUUCCCCUGUGGCAGCUCCUCUACCUCACCAACCGGUUCUUCCUCCUGUACCUGCAUUGGUAAGAACCGUGCAUUCCAGCACUCUGACGGUUCAUGUUUGUGUAGAACUGGUUUUAUCUUCUACAACGAGCUGGAUUACCAAAGCUCCAGCUCUGACAGUGAACUGGACUGCCAGCCUGAGGUGAACAGACGGUGUGCCACAGGACAGGCACGCCUGGCGGUAUCCAGGGAGUGUGUGUCCCCUUCCCUCCACUCCUGUAAUAUCACCUGUGGACCACAUGGAGGAACUCUGGAUUUGGAGAUGGGAAUCUGCCAAUGUGAGCGAUACGUGUCUGCCGAGGAGCUUUGCAAUACGUCCUGCCUCUCCCGUCUGCCUCAGCUCUCUGCGCAGCUCUCGGCAGAUGGACGCCUGCUGCUCAGCCUGAGAGACAGAAGCAGCAUGGUCUGGACACGGACUGUAAUGGAUGUUUUAGGACCAGAUAUUCAUGCAAAGAACUUUGGGAAAAUUCAUCUGGUCCAAUUUGACUCUGAGGGAGUAUUUGGUUGGAUUCCCACACAGACGGGACUUAUCAAUCAGUUCCUGUCAGAACCAACAGAACUCCUAAAUACAAGACCCAGAAAGAGGAGAGAUACAAAUGAUGAGGAUGAUGAUGAUGUCGAUGGUUAUGCUGCUGUUGGUGGUGACCUGGCUGUUCUUCCACGGAUCCCCAACCCCAUUGCUUGUUUAUCCUCCGGUGACAUGCUCAUUUUCCAUCUCGCCAUCAAUCACACUGACCGCCGUCUCAGUCACUUCCCAGUGUAUCAGAAAGACCACCUGUUCAAUAGUAACCCCGGCUGGGACUUUGGAGCCUUCCGACAUUUGCAGAUGCUCGUGAAGCAGACGAACUUCAACUCCACAAGGUUUGCCCACGUGUUCUCAGAAACGGGGAAGUACGUUUUUGUGGACAGCGCCAUCCCAGAGUGGAGUUUGGUGGUGGUGGUCAGUGAGGAGGGGGCGGAGUGCGAUGCUCGGUCGUCUGUGUUCCAGCCCAUGACCCCGGCACAUCUGGUCAGAUUUGGGAUUGUCAUGCAGCACCGGCUCAACCUUCUGCCUGACUGGGGAGUUAUAGUAGGGGUCCUGAGUCUGCUGCUGGUGGUCGUUGUAGCUGUGACCGCCACGAUGCUCGUUCUGCGACCCAGCAAAGCAAAGCUGGUCUCCCAGUGGAGGAUGAAGCCAAAGUGGCGCAGUCUCGGAGAGCCCUUCUGUCCGGUGGAGUGUGAUUGCAAUGGAGACAGCAUCGCUGUCCCCAGUUUAGGAGGUGCUCUCGACAGCAGGGGGGUGGGAGAAGGUGCAGAGGCGGAGGAACCUGCUGUUUCAAAGGGAGGAAGUGUAUCAGGGCGCUGUGAUCUAGAGGAGUUCAAUGUGAAAACUCUGUACGACAAACUCGAGGACCAGAACCUCCACAUCGCCUCCCAGCUGGCUCGACACCGCAAAGACAUGCAGGAGUUUUACAGAAACAUUUGUCAACAGGCGGAAACGCUCAAGAAUUCCUUUGAGAAUAUGGACCAUAAAAAGCUGAGUCUUCUCAAAGAGCUGCUUGUCCAUAAUACCAUGAGGGAUAAACCAUCUGACAGCAGUGGGGGGGAGAGAGAAGCACAAGCUGAGCCAUCUAUGGCAUUACUGGGAACUGUUCUCAGGUCUGUGGAAGCUCUCGUCUGCAGGGUGACAGGAGAAGCUUGGCAGAACAGGGAUUACUGUCACUCUGGUCCUCAUGAUACCAGGGAGUGUGAACCGCAAGCUGGAUACACACAACCCGGUGACACCAACAUGUGUUACACACAGAGUCUACAGAGCACAGUCCCUUGUCUAAGUGACCACGACUUAUCCAAGCUGGUCAGUAUAUCUCCUCUGUUCAAGACCCUGCAGGAGAUCCAGCAGUCUUUACACAGCCUCUCCACAGCUGAGCCUACUCAGCAUCUCCACCAUGCUGUAGAGCCGUCUGUCCAGGAGAACUACGACGGGAAACUCAUCCCAACUGCUCUGGUCAACCUAUCCGCUCAGCACGCUGCAGUUUUUCUGUUCGGUUGCCAGGUGAUGCAGUUGCUCGAAAAAUGCCCCCAGUUCCCCUCCGUGCUUUUGCUACUGGCCAAGUCGAUCCCAGUUUCUUCAUUGUCCACUAAUGAGGCCACGCUGGCCCAUUGCUCUGGGGACUUUUACUUUGAUAGGACCAAUCAAAUCCUUUAUCUGUCAGAGGCAAAGCUUCAGCACGUGGGGCAUUUUAUCGGCGUCCUUCUGCAGUCCAUGGCCCACAUUGCGUCAGCAUCAAAACCUCAGAGCUUUAUGCAGGCGCUGCAUGAGGCCGUUUCCGCUCUGAGCCUUCAGCUGUUUAACGUCUCUUUCAAAUGGAGCACAGAGGAGUCAAAAUUCAGCGGUUCGGAGAGUCAGCACGGUGCAUUAGUUACAGAAUUUCUCAACGUCAGAGUUCCCGCUGAGGUGCAUUUCACUGAGCACCUGUUAGCUCGCAGACUUGAGAAAUACAAGUAUUUCAAGUUAGAGCAGCUCAUCUUCAACCUCGGACGGUGUUCAACUGAGGACACAGACCCAGGGUUGCCACCAAAAGGGACACCGAUACAGAUAUCCUGUGUAGAAGAAGAAAUCGACCGCUUGAAUGAGUCCUUCCUGCAGCUCAGCGUGCAGCUACAGAAGAGAGCUCAAAUGAGCAGAUGGCAAGAGGAGACACAGACGAGUGCUGGGAACCAUUCAGCGAGGGCUACACCAACAAGCAGCGAGCCAAGCCUGAGUCGUAGUGGAACAAUGCUGCUGGAGCUGAAGAGACGCCACGUAUCGCAGCGUCUCAAUGAGCUCCAGCUCACAUUAGGUCGGAUCAGACAGCGCCAGCAGCGUGGCAGCGAGUCAAGAGAUGGGACAGGAGGCCGUAAACAAACAGACAGCAGCAGCAGCACUAAGCCGAGAGAGAGGGAGCAGUAUCCUGGCAUAGAUGGCUGCAGUCCCGCCGACGGCCAGCGGCAGGGCGGUGUUCCAGCGAGCCGAAGUCACAGCCAGGAAAACAUACAGGGCCGAGCUCUUGGUAACUAUAAAGUGGAGAGUCAUAUUUCCACCCAGCAGAGGAGUAACAACCCUGAAAUGUUGCUGGACUGCCAGAUGCUUGAGAGCCAAGAUCAGCCGCUUGUGACUGUGCCAGGAAAACAGGAGCUAAACGGUCAGAUCACAAUAGAAAAUACAACUGGACACAUACACAGUGAUGACAUGUGGGCGCCCGCUGAUCAGAGACUGGAUCUGAAUGUGGACAAAUGCUAAGAAGAAUUAGUUGCAUCAUGUAUUAUCUGACCAUUAUUCCUCCUCCUCCUGCCUUGUGCUCGAAAUCUGUGUACACUAUAAUAUUCUGUCUUGUUUGUGGGGGCAGGCGGGGGGGCGAUCCAAUCCAUAGUCUUUUUAAUUAUCUGUGAUCCCGGACAGAAAUAAUUUCUGGCAACAAGCGGUGUGGCGUGACACACUCUGUCAUCUUGUCCAAAUAGUUUCUCAGUCAGGAGUUAAUUCUGUCCUCAAACACGGGCUCUGUUCAUUACCAUAUUCUAAUUAAGAUAAUAAACUCCAGCUCACUGAACACAAGGUGACACUUGUGCGUCUGUGCUUAAACAACCUCCCCCUUGUGUAGAGGCGACGACCCUUGUGUCUUCAUGAAUAUUUAAUAUCGAACGACAGUAAUUCUCUAACCCUCUUUCUCGCAGGUCCUCUAACCUGUCGUUUGUAAUCUUUUUGUUUCUUUUCUAAGCUCUUUAGCUCCUUUCAUCUGUUUUCCUCUAUGACCAACAGGCCAUGCAAGUCAAACUCAAAGCAGCUGUGAAACUUGAAAGCGUGUUGGAUCUGCUCCAGACACGUCAGUGCUGCACGGUCGCCUCCUUCUCCUGGUCUGAUGGUUUAUCUGUCGUACAGGAGUUCUGGGUCUUAUAAUAGAAAGUGAGUAUUACUACAGGGGGACUGUGAGCCAAAUCAUAAGGUCAAAUGGAACAAGUCUUCACUUGCAAUCAGUGUUGGCUCAGAGGUCUGUGCCAAGUCCCCCCCGGGUUGAAUCUGGCAUCGCCCUGCAGCUCUGUGUGUGUGUGUGUGUGUGUGUGUGUGUGUGUGUGUGUGUGUGUGUGUGUGUGUGUGUGUGUGUGUGUGUGUGUGUGUGUGUGUGUGUGUGUGUGUGUGUGUGUGUGUGUGUGGAGAGGUGUGGUUCAGUAGCUCCCUGUACACCUUAUCAAUUAGAUUAGCUAAAAUGUGCCACUGAUCUGGCCUGUUAGUGUGUGCGCGUGUGCGGGACAUGACAUUGUAUAACAUCAUGUUGAGCUGCUGCGGAGUUGUGUGUGUGUGUAAAUGUUUGCACGGUUGUUUACAGUGGUGCAGCAUUAUGCUCGCUCUACUUGUUUAGAUCAACACACGGGUUAUUUUUAGGAACAGGGUCUUUCUGUGAUGUUUGUGAGGGUAUAUGUUUGUGUAUAUAAGCACAGGCUUCUGUGUGUGUGUGUGAUCUCAGGGUCGAUUAGAAUGUUGUUUUGGUACAUGUCGCUCUUCCAUCUUUCCAAAACAAAACAGCAAUAAUAACAGUCAGAUGCACACAAACACAAGCUAACACUGAACUGCAAUGAGUUUGUGUUUUCGUAUGAGAUAUAUAACAGUGGCUCACUUAUGUGUUAUUACCUCCGCAAAUGAGGUUGUGUUUUCCUCCCCGUCUGUUUGUCAGCAGGAUAAAUACCGAACUGAUUUCCAUGAAACUUGGUGGAAUCAUGGGACGUGGGAUAAAAAAGGGGGCGAAUACAGGAUUUUUUUUCACUUUUCUUAACAUUGCGAGAUGCUGUGUGAGGUGUGUUUUUUUUUUUUCAUUUCCACUGUUUUCCCAGGGAAUAAUUCAUGGAUCUCGAGGGGGAAAAAAAUCG